Molecule: messenger RNA, 2402 nt
Organism: Siniperca chuatsi (mandarin fish)
Lineage: Eukaryota; Metazoa; Chordata; Actinopteri; Centrarchiformes; Sinipercidae
Gene: adra2a
Product: adrenoceptor alpha 2A
Exons: 2
Coding region: 608-1885 (425 amino acids)
Biological process (GO): adenylate cyclase-activating adrenergic receptor signaling pathway
Cellular component (GO): membrane
Molecular function (GO): adrenergic receptor activity
Source: RefSeq, a predicted model, not a curated record
GUGGCACAUGUUGUCAGACCCGCAUGUCUGUCUAUGUUGACACUCUGUGGGCGCACAGUGACCCGGUGAGCGCGACACUUUUUGCAGUGUGCGGGCUAUAAAGAGAGGGAGUUGCGCACUGGUUAACACUGAGGAGAGAGACUCCACACGCAGACAGCAGCACGGCAGCGCCCGGGAUAACAUGAUUAGCGCUCUAUUAGGUCCGCUGCCGAGCACAACUAGAUGCAGCACAGGGAUCAUUGUGUGGGGAGAGAGGAGACACACGUUUCAUCCGCCACAUGGAUCUUCUUUGCUGCCUAUUGAUCUGCUUAAAGAAGUUACCCACUGACAGUUUUUUAAUGCCCGUGCGUCUCUGGCACCGGAGAGGUUGUGUCACUGCUUUUUUUUUUGCCUCAGAUGAACUGACAGCCUUAUGAAUAAUAAGAGCUAACCUUGAGGAGCCUUGACCCUGUACAUGAUGAAAGAGAAAAAUCUGGUAAAGCCUCAGAGGAGUGAUUCAGUUGCUUCGUUUGUCAGUCCUGCUGUGAGCUACUAGCUCUGUCCUUCCUGGUGAUGAUAUUUGUUAACCUCAGGUGAACUUGCGUAGGAAGUGGGCCAAUCUGCUCAGAUGGGGUUUGACAACGAGACCAACCAGACUCAUCCAGAUGUGGCCCUUUACCGCCUCCAGAUCUCCCUGCCGCUCACUGUGCUGGUGGGGAUCAUGAUCCUGUUGACAGUGUUUGGCAACGUGCUGGUGGUCAUAGCUGUGUUUACAAGCCGGGCCCUGAGGGCUCCGCAGAACUUAUUCUUGGUGUCUCUGGCGUCUGCAGACAUUUUGGUGGCUACCCUAGUGAUGCCUUUCUCCUUGGCCAAUGAGCUCAUGGGAUACUGGUACUUUGGUGAGGUGUGGUGUGAAAUAUAUCUGGCACUUGAUGUUCUUUUCUGCACUGCCUCCAUUGCACACCUCUGUGCCAUCAGCUUAGACCGCUACUGGUCCAUCACGCAGGCCAUUGAGUACAACCUGAAGAGGACGCCGCGACGCAUCAAGUGCAUCAUCUUCAUCGUGUGGGUCAUCGCGGCGGUUAUCUCCUUCCCACCUCUAAUCACCAUGGAGAAAGAAAACAGAGAGGAGGACCCUGUGUGUAAGAUCAAUAACGAUAAGUGGUACGUCAUCUCCUCCUGCAUUGGCUCCUUCUUCCUCCCCUGCGUCAUCAUGGUCCUGGUCUACGUGCGGAUCUACCAGAUUGCCAAAAAGAGGACUCGGGUGCCACCGGGAGACAGGAAGCGGAAGGAGAUGCAGAAGAAGGCCACCAUCGCUGCUGCCAACCAGAAGGAGAACGGCGUGGGUGCAGGCGACGCUGAGGCCUGCCUCUGCCACGAGAAGCUGAACGGCGAGCAGGACAUUGAGCUGAAGGAGGGAGAGGGGGGAGAGGGGGGAGAAGGAGGAGCAGAUGAGGAGAAGGGCGAGGUCAACGGGGUGGACCUGGAGGAGUCGUCCUCCUCAGACCACAAAGUGAACAAUCCCUGCUCGAUCAAAAAAAAGGGGGCCAAGGGGAAAACCAAACUGAGCCAAAUCAAACCGGGGGACAAUGACGUCCAAAAGCGGGUGCCGAGCACAAAGGGCAGCCGCUGGAAGGGCCGACAGAACCGGGAGAAACGCUUCACCUUCGUCCUGGCCGUGGUCAUUGGAGUGUUUGUCAUCUGCUGGUUUCCCUUUUUCUUUACAUACAUGUUGAUGACGCUGUGCGAGUCCUGCCCGGUGCCUGACACCCUGUUCAAGUUUUUCUUCUGGUUUGGCUAUUGCAACAGCGCGCUGAACCCCAUCAUUUACACUAUCUUCAACAAUGACUUUAGGAGGUCGUUCAAAAAGAUACUGUGCAGGAGGGACACUAGAAGAUAUGUAUGAUGGACUCCAUCUUUACAUGCAUACUUUUUAAAAAACUUUAUUGUACAUAAAUUGUAAAGUACAUUGACCGUUGUGCAUGGGUCACUGGCUUGUGAACGCUCUAGGUGUAACUGCUUGGAAAGGCUUUCCCAGGAUGAGCUUUACGUGCAGCAUCUUCUCAAAACAUCCACCGCCCACAGCUUCAACACCGACCACACAGGGAGAGGUCUUAAUAGAACAGAUUGCCACAGUGAAACCAUGUUUUUAUUGUAAAUGUUCUUUUUAUUUUUAUAAAAGAAACCAACAUAGUGAAGUCUUGAUCUUGGUCUUGUGUUGUCCUUUACGACAGUAUGUUGUACAAAAGACCUGUCUGAAUAUUUGUCUCUAUUUUCUUUGUUAUGGAUACAGUAUUGUGCCAUUUUGUAUGAUAUGAUGACAAUGAUGGUUAGGAUGACGACAAUGAUGAUGAUGGUGAUGAUGACAAAGUGUUGGAAAAAUACUGGCUCUUUAAAGAAUAAAACCCAUUUCCUGAACUGGU